Molecule: messenger RNA, 2171 nt
Organism: Paramecium pentaurelia
Lineage: Eukaryota; Ciliophora; Oligohymenophorea; Peniculida; Parameciidae
Source: the annotation of a GenBank genome assembly
AUGCUAAAUAAGUAAGUCGUAAGCAGAACUGCCCCUAAAAGAAAUUUGAUAUUUUCACAAAGUGUUCUAGAGUCUAACUAAAAAUCAUCUUUAUAAUAAUAAUCUAGUAGACAUUUCAAAGUGAAAUCACAAGUUUUGUGUAAUACUCCUAGUGCCUAAGAAAAGUUUAAAACAGAUUUGUUUAAAGAAUAGAGUCUCUUUAGUGAAGACUCUGAUAAUGACUUGUUUCGUGAGAGUAGCUUAAAACCACCAAAGACUGCUAGUUCAUUCAAGACCAGAUCAAAGAUACUAAAUUAGAUGGCUUAUUUGACAUAGAAGAUGACACCAGAUUAUUAAAAGAGAAUGCAACUUAUUUCUCAGGCCGAGUAAAAUGGAUUUGUUAUAAGAGGGACAAGGUGCUUGACUUUCGUAUUGAACAAACUGAGUUACCAAUUCAAGUAAAUAGUCAGUAGUUGAGUUUUGGAGAAACCUUUAUUAAUUAUUAGCAUGAUAAGGUAUAAAAUAUAUUCAAAAGUUUUUAUAAAGCAUCCUAUAGAGUUAUAACCUGAAUUAUGGAAUGUCUAGUCAGUUAGAUAGAUGGAAUUUUAUUAUUACAAGAUUAGAUCAAAAAUGUAGGCUGUUCCAUUAUAAUUCUAUAUGAAUUAAACUGAAAAUACAAAUUUUAAAAUAUUUGUUUCAUCUGUUAAUCCAUUUCCAACAAAUUUCUCUUGUGAUUAGAUAAUAUCAGUUAAGGGAUGGAAAUAUAAGGUAGAUGAAUCUAAAAUAUUUCAUUGUGAAUAUAUUUAUAUUAGUAUGGUCUGUGAUUUAGAUACUUAAGUGAAAUUAAAAUAUUAAUUUGGUACAAAAAUAAUGAAAAGACCAUAAACAAUGUAAAAAAAGAUGGAAACUGAAUCUAUCUUUCUUUAAAAUCCUUAAUAAUAAUAAUUAGAAAGAAUGAAUUCUGAUUUUUUGUUAGCUUAGGUAGCUGAAAUAAAAAAAAGAAGAAAAUAAAGAUUAAGAUAAAGAGGAAUAUUUAAAGAUUUAAUAAAAGAAAAUAUUUAAAAAGUAGUAGAAUAUAAUGAGGAAUAAUAAAGGAGUUUUAGAGAAAUGAAAAGAGUACAAUCUGAUAAUAGAAUAGAAGAUGUUUUAUUUAGAAAGAAAUAGUUAAAUUAAAAUGAACAAUAAAGAAAAGUAUAUGAACAAAAAACAAGAGAAUUAGGUAAAAUAUUAAGAUAAAGAUCUAAUUUUGUAUAAUCAAAAAAAACAUUGAAAAAUAAAGUAUGUUAUCAUUGGCUAAAUUUCAUUUAUAUAGCUUUAAUAAGUAGUAAAAUAUUACAUGUAUAUUAACACAAAAUUGAAGCAUAAAAUUAAUCUACUUUGAUGGCAUUUUAAGUUAAAAGAAUUAUGAAAAGAAUUCAUAAAAGACUCAUAGCAAUUAAAGGAUUAACAUUAUAUGAUAGAGUAUUUUUUGAUGUUAAACUGUAUAAAUUAAUUAUAAUAUAAUUAGAGCUUCAUUAUGUUUUUGUAGAGCAGUUUAUUAAAAGUAAGUAAAAGAACAUAUAUAAAAAAUAAUACCCUUUCUAAAAUAAAGAGCUGAAUUACAUCAUUUUAAAAAUUAAGUAGUGAGUACUCAUAUCAAGAUAUAAAAAAUUAGAUAAAUAUUUCAAGAAUUUCUAUUGAAAUUUAAAAACUAUAAAAAAUCAUUAUUAGGUUUAUGGUAGAAGUAUUUUAGAGAAUAACUUCUUAAGAAUUAUAAUCAAUUAAAUUAGAGAAAGAAAGAGAUGUAUUAACAAUAUAUAUUUUUACUAUAGAAUCAAGAAAAUUAUAAGUAUCUUAUUAUUUUAAUAAAUACUAGUAUUCUAUAAACAGAAUUUGUGAAUACAUACAGUAAAGAAAUGUUAAGGACAUUUUUGAAAGAAAUGAGUGUCUAUUCUUAAUAUAUAAAAAAAUUAAGAUAAUAAAGAUAUAAUAAAACUAAGAAGAGAGAUUUAGAAUUGUAUGAAUAAGUUAUUUACUAACCAAAAAUGUUUCAUAUACCAAAUUAUGAUGAAAUUUUAGAAUAUCUUCCAAUAUUGAUGAGUAAUAAUAAUAGAUAAGAUGCAAGAAGUUCAUAAUAGAUUUCAUAAUCUUAAAUCUUAAGUAUAGGUGAAAAUAAUGAAAAAAAGAGAAAAUAAGUAAGAAUGAAGAAAUGA